AUGGUUGCCAUCUACGCUCUGAGCCUCGCGCUCGUGCUGACAGUGGCCCUGGCUAUGCCCUCUCCCCGGGAUGCUACUGCACCCUCCUCUGCGGACGUUACCCCCCUACCCUCUACGGCCUCCAGUUCGCUGGAGACGGCCUCUUCCCAGCUUGACCAGCUCGCCAACUUUGCGUACAACGUCACCACUGACGACAUAUCGAACAACGCAAGCACCAAGCGCGGCAGCUGCUCAAGCAGCAACCUGCGCAUCCGGCGCGACUGGAGAGCCUUUUCGUCCUCGCAGAAGAAGGCAUUCAUCAGGUCUGUUCGUUGUCUGCAACAGCUGCCUGCACGCACCCCGUCCAGCGUCGCUGCUGGGGCAAAAACUCGGUAUGACGACUUUGUAGCGACGCAUAUCCAACAGACCUUGAGCAUCCACUAUACUGGAACGUUCCUGGCCUGGCACCGCUACUUCAUCUAUCAGUUUGAGCAGGCCUUGCGCGACGAGUGUGGAUACACUGGCGAGUACCCAUACUGGAACUGGCCCGCGGACGCCCACUCCAUAGAAACCUCCCCCGUCUUCGACGGCAGCGACACCUCCAAGUCCGGCAACGGUGCAUACGUCCCCAACAAGGGUGACAUCGCAUUGACGCUGGGCAACUACCCGAUCAUCUACCUCCCCGCCGGCACCGGCGGCGGCUGCGUCACCAGCGGGCCCUUUGUGAAUUACACGGUCAACCUGGGCCCUGCAGGGCUCAGCCUUCCCGGCGGGGGAAUGGCCGUGCAGCCCACCCCCCUUGACUACAACCCGCGGUGCCUGAAGCGCGAUCUCUCGACCACGAUUCUCCAGCGUUAUUCCAAUGCCACCGCCGUCGUGAAGCUCCUCCUCGACAACAAGGAUAUCUGGGAUUUCCAGAUAGCUAUGCAGGGGGUCCCCGGCAGCGGGUCGAUCGGCGUCCACGGCGGCGGCCACUACUCCAUGGGCGGCGAUCCCGGCCGGGACGUGUUCGUCAGCCCCGGGGAUCCGGCCUUCUGGCUGCAUCAUGGGAUGAUCGACCGCGUGUGGUGGAUCUGGCAGGCGUUGGAUGUCAAGAACAGGCAGUAUGCUAUCUCGGGGACCGGCACGUUCCUGAACUUUCCGGCGUCGCCUAACACGACGCUCAGCACGAUGGUGGAUAUUGGGUAUGCCAAUGGGGGGCCGAUUGCCAUGCAGGAUCUGAUGAGUACGACCGCGGGGCCUUUUUGCUAUGUCUAUCUGUAG
Messenger RNA from Aspergillus lentulus, 1242 nucleotides. The record is from RefSeq and is a predicted model, not a curated record. NCBI's taxonomy places the organism in Eukaryota, Fungi, Ascomycota, Eurotiomycetes, Eurotiales, Aspergillaceae.